AACUUCUUGUGACCCUCUCACACUCUAUUUGACAGCCAAGUUUAGAGUUCUUUCUAUUUGUUUUUCAGGCACAACCUGGGUCAGUGAAAUACUGGAUUUGAUCUAUAACAAUGGGGAUACAGAGAAAUGUAAACGGGGUGCAAUAUACGACCGAGUGCCAUUCAUGGAACUUAUAGUACCUGGAUUUGAAAACGGCAUUGAGGCUUUGAAAAACAUGCAGUCUCCUCGACUAGUGAAAACACACUUGCCUGUUCAACUUCUUCCUUCUUCCUUUUGGAAGAAUAACUGCAAGAUGGUCUAUGUGGCACGAAAUGCUAAAGAUGUGGCUGUGUCUUACUAUUAUUUCUACCAAAUGGCCAAAUUACACCCAGAGCCUGGUACCUGGGAGGAGUUUCUACAUAAAUUCAUGACUGGGAAUGUGGCUUUUGGUUCUUGGUAUGACCAUGUGAAGGGCUGGUGGGAGAAAAGGAAAGAUUAUCGUAUCCUCUACCUAUUCUAUGAAGACAUGAAAGAGGAUCCAAAGCGUGAAAUUCAGAAGCUGUUAAAGUUUCUAGAGAAAGACCUGCCAGAAGAAACUGUGAAUAAAAUCCUCUAUCAUAGUUCUUUUGAUGUGAUGAAGCAGAAUCCUUGUGCAAAUUAUACUACUGUACCAGCAUUUGGUAUGGAUCAUAAUGUAUCUCCCUUUAUGAGAAAGGGUAUUGCAGGAGACUGGAAAAACAAGUUUACUGUAGCCCAAAAUGAGAAGUUUGACGAAGAUUAUGAAAAGAAAAUGAGAGAGUCUACACUGAAGUUUCGUUCAGAGAUCUCAUAAAUAAGUGCUCUUUGUCCAACUGCUUUAUGGCAUUUAAAUAAAAAAAUCUCUUUAAACACUUGGUGAAAGAAAAUUCUAUAUGUGAUAUUUUCUUAUUUAAUAAUGUUAGUGAUUUGCAAUAGAAUAUUCAAAGAAUUUCAAAGUCUACAUAUAAAAACAAGUACUGGCUCUAUAAUUUUAACUACCAUCCUCAAAG
Molecule: messenger RNA, 1007 nt
Organism: Artibeus jamaicensis (Jamaican fruit-eating bat)
Lineage: Eukaryota; Metazoa; Chordata; Mammalia; Chiroptera; Phyllostomidae
Product: sulfotransferase 1 family member D1-like
Exons: 6
Biological process (GO): sulfation
Cellular component (GO): cytoplasm
Molecular function (GO): sulfotransferase activity
Source: RefSeq, a predicted model, not a curated record